This is a messenger RNA of Gigantopelta aegis, 5153 nucleotides long. Its product is annotated as steroid receptor RNA activator 1-like. Lineage: Eukaryota; Metazoa; Mollusca; Gastropoda; Neomphalida; Peltospiridae. Gene Ontology annotation, cellular component: nucleus. Bases 67 to 861 code for a protein of 264 amino acids. The record is from RefSeq and is a predicted model, not a curated record. Gene Ontology annotation, biological process: regulation of transcription by RNA polymerase II. The transcript has 6 exons.
CUCGACCUCUAACAUUUAGUCAGGCUACGUGUAACUCGAACUCUAUGUUUAAAUUACAACUUAGAAAUGGCAGCCAGGCCAGGUAACCUUGACCGUGGGUGGAAUGAUCCCCCCAUGUUUGGGUUUGAAGCACCCAUCACUACCACAACACCUCGACGAAACAUGCUGAAUAAGCGAGUUGCAUAUCCACUGAGUUCCAAUUCAAACUCCAAUGCAACAGUUUCACCACCAGCAAACGUGCUAAACCCAGCUGAAGGUCCUCCCAAGCUUGCGAAUGUGCAGAUCCUGCCGCCUGCUGAGAAUACUUCCACCCCCGAACCUCUCCCGGUUGUUAUACCGACCCUGUUACCCAACCCCAAGGAGGAUUUGGUGGUCCACCCCGGUGUGGCUGUCCGUCAGCCAGUGUGUGAAACAAUGAACAGUGUUCAGCAGCGGCUCGGGGUCAGCAGUGAGACUGAACUUAGUGAAUACAUUGACGACGGACUAAAACAUUGUAUAGAAAGGUGUAGAGAUAGACUACAGGUACGGACAUUAGAAGACAUCACCAAAAGAAUAACAGUUAUGCAGGAAAUGUGGGCAGCAGGCAGUUUAUCAGAAACUGUCAAAGCUCAUCUAGGCUGCCUUACUAAAGCUUUGAAGGAUGAGGAUUUCACAGAAGCACAACGACUUCACCAGGUGCUGAUGGUGGAUCACAUUGCUGAGGUUAAUCAGUGGAUGGUCGGGAUUAAGAAACUUAUUCAUGAAGUACAACUUUUGAAAGAAAACUCUGAAACAUCGCAACCAUCCAACAGUAAUGAAGACAGUGUUCCCGGUAUUACACUUAUACCUUCUGGCGUUCAAGCAGCCGACUCUGAAAAGUGAAUCACAACAAUCAUGAAUCAGACAAAACAUUUCUUUAAAACUCUCAGCAGAUUCAGAUUUUUAUUUAUAGUGGUGUUCGUGUGAACACCUGUUGUGAAAAAUAGAAAUAAUGAAGAUGAAUAAUUCAUAAAAUUUAUGAGAGCAGUUUCUGCUUUGAAUGGAAUUUUCUGACAUAGCAUUAUGCUUUGGUGAGUUCUUUUGCUACAGGGUAAGGGAAUUUUUUAGGUUUUUUUUUUUUUUUUUUAAAAGAAAGAAAAAUAAGAAAAUAAAAUAAAAGAAAAAUGAGUUGGCUAAAAGAAUAUAUUACUUGCUAUCAUUUGGACAUGUACAGUUAAUUACUAGAAACAAAGAUGAAGAUCUUCAUGUUUUUUUCUCUCCAGAAUUCUAGAUUGUAAUACUGUUCCAAAACUGUCCCUGAAAAUCACAUAGUAACCAGGGCUGUAGCUGUGUGUGUGUGUGUGUGUGUGUGUGUGUGUGUGUGUGUGUGUGUGUGUGUGUGUGUGUGUGUCAGUCAUAGAAACUUAAAGAAAAUUCUCUUCUUAACCGUUUAAAGAGUUUUAGACUAUUAACUACUCCGUUGCCCCCCCAAAACAGAAAGUCCUAGCUAUGGCCCUGGUAAUCCAGAGUAAUCAAGACUCAAUUUGUUUCCUAUUUCAUUGUCAUCUCUGUGAGAUUGACAUACAAAUUGAGUUUGUCUGUCUCUGUGAUAUACUUAUAUUUGCGAUUACCACCUGAUAUUCCCAGUCUUCUGACUUCUAAAUGGUUGAAUAUGAACCACAGUAACUGGUGUAUUUUGUGAACAUAUCACUUGUUGGGGUUUUUGUUUGUGGUUUUUUUAAACUUUGUUAUGUUUUGUUUGGUUAAGAAAAGCUUCAGUUGCUAACAAUUUUUAUUUGAUCCAGUUUAGAUCCUUUUCAUGCAAAUAGUAAUAUAAAAUAUAUUACUGAGGAUCUUCCCUUGAGUUCCACUCAAGAGGCUGGAUAUGGUGUUUGAAAGCCCUAGCUUUUGAUAUCUGUAAUAGAGUCAAACUUCAUUAUUUCGAUUUCUGUAAUCUUGAGAUACUAGAAUACCUUGAGGUGGAGUCCUAUGGCACAAUUCUCACCAACAAUUAUGCUUAUCUCAAGCUUUUUGAUUUGAUCCCUGCACUAUCUAAAUAAAUUUCUUUUUUACUGUAAUGCAAUUACAGCUUAAACAAAUUCAUGUGUUUGCACUAUGAACAAACAUGAAUUGCUUUAACAGGCCUCAAUUUGGCAAAUUAGAGGUCAAGGCCAUUUGACUUAGACUGAUUGUGUUUGAGUAUGAUGACCAAUUAGUAAUUGCAAAAUAAUUUUCAGGGCAUUGGGGCAUAUUGCUAAGGCACUGGGGCAGUUUGCCACAUGGCUGCCAUUAAAUUCAAGUCCUGCAUUAAUGUAACAAAGUCUUGUCACCAUUUGUAACAUAUUGUGCAAAUCAACAAGUCAGAUGCAAGACAGGGCUGUAAUAAACAUACAAAAUGUUCUACCCCGAAAACAAGUGGGUUUUUUUAUAAACAUGGCAUCAAAGUACAUAUAUAAACUUGUGCAGUGAAACUCCCCUAAACCGGACACCCUCAGGACCAAGUAAAAAGUCCAGUUAAAGAGGUAUUUGGUUUAGAGAGGUUCCCUUCUAUACUGAUAUUUAAAAAGGGUCCAUGAAAAAUGUCCCGUUUUGAGAGAAUUCCGCUUUACAGAGGGUCCGGUUGAUGAAUUUUAACAUGAACGCUAUGGCACAAAUGUUAUGGAAUUAUUUUAACAAAAAGCUGAAAUAGAUUGUUUCUAUGGCAUCUCUAUGCCCUGAAGUUGAGUUGAAAAUAUUUGAAUUUUGAAAUAGCCUUCUGUAAGCUCUGAAGACUGAUGAUCAAUAUUGGAGAGAGUCCUAGGACGUAGAAAUUUUAACUUUUGUUUGUAUUGGGAUGUUGAAACACAAGUUUACCUGGAUGCAGAAGGUUCUAAUUCUCUAAGUUUUGUAUGGUGCUUAUUUACCUUACUUUUCCUAACCAUCAAAUAGAUAUGUAUUUGUGUUUGAUGAUGAUAUUAUAGCCCAAAAUACAGUCAACAAUUAUUUAAUAACAUGGUGACAUCAAUAAGUUUUGUAUAUUCAUUUUUUUUAAAUCUGAAUUGAAAUACCUGUAUGUUUAUAACAUUCUGCAAACUGUUCUGGCAAGGUUUGUUUGACUUCAUUCAAUCAUAUGAUACGACGUUAAACAAUUGUCAAUAAGUAAAUAAUAUAUAUAUGUUAAUGAUAAAAUUAAAUUUGUGACACUCUAGGUCAUUUUGUAAUUAUUUUCACAUACAAUAAUAACUUUUUUUAAUGAAUAAUUAUUUAUCUCCACAGUAGAAGUCUAAUAAGAAUUCAUUCACUUGGACAAAUAAUAAUUAAUUGACAUAUUUCAGUGUCAAAUGAAAGCAGUACUGUACAGGUCUUGUCUGAGGGUUUUCGUUUUUUUUUUAAUUGUGACAGGUGCUUUUUUCUUGUCAUCAUCCAUGCCACACAUCUGCUAUUUCAAUUUCUUAUUCUAUAUGAUAAUUUUUCUGGGUUUUUUACAUCCCGAACAAUAACCUGUUUUAGUCUAUGAUAAUUGACCUAAAAUGAAUCGACAUCAAGCAUGGUUAAAUUGUCCUUGGGUCUGAAAGGUGUUUGAGAAAUGAUUUUUUGUUUAAUUGAAUGAACAAAAAUCUAAAUCUUGCAUUUGUCAGUUACCACAAGUCUUUAAAAAUGUGAUAUAUUUAGGUUAUGUUUUUUCAAGCCAGAAGAACAAGACUUUGUAGAUGAGGCAAUUUUAUUGAUAAACAUUAGAUUGGACAAUAUGAUUGUAUUAUUGCCUGUUAGAACUAUAUAAAUUUACUAUGUCGAUGGGACUUCUAAUUUGGUAAUUAAAUGAGAGUGGUUGAAAUAUUUGUAUUACGAUCAAAAUGGAUUUUUACAUGGUUUAAUAUUUGUGGGGUUUUGGGUGGGUUUUUUUACUAUUUAAACCCUCCCACCCAGAAACAUAAAAUAUGGGUAUUCAAUUUAUUGUAUUAACCAUGGGGUAUAAAACUAUUAUGUGGUGGAAAGAAAUUAGUCUUUAAAGAAACAUUUAGUCAACAAAGGGUUUGAAGUCAACUGAGAUACGACCAUGAAAUCCAUCAUCUUUGCAAGCCUAGAAACCUAUUCUGUACCGAUAGUCCCAUAUAUAUAUGAAAUAUUGGUACGGUCCAUAUAUAUGGAGUAUUGGUAUGGAAUAAGACCCUUUGUUUGCUGAGAUAGGUAUCACCUGCAUAACACAGUUACCUUACCGACUGGGAAGCAGAUUGAACAAAUCCACACUAAACUGGAACUAAGAAAUAAUGGGCCAUUUCUAAUUAUCAGUAUUUCUUGUUUUGCUAUCCCCCUUCCUUUCUUACAAGUGUAUAUAAAAAUGUAGAUUUUGCUAGAUAAAUUUUGUUUCUUUUAAAAUCAUAGGCUGACAUUUAUCUCCCUUCCAUUCCACCAACUCUAACCCCCACCUCCCUUUAGUAUUUGGUUUGUAUGCUGCAAGGUUGAAAAUUAUGAUAGUCUUAAAUUCCAACAAAUAAACUUUAAACUAAAUAGUUUGAUGCCCAAGAACCAAAACGUUUAUUUUGAUCUUAUUUUAGUGUGGGUUAUUCUAGUCAUUGGUGUUAUGUUAAUUUAUCCAUUUUAUAAAUGGAGGUAAUGUGGUAAAAUAAUAAUGUAUUGCAAUACCCUGAAUUCCAAGUUGUUUUUUUAUACCUAGGUAAUGGAUCAUUCAGUUAAAUGAAUUACACUAGGCACGACUAACACAAACUGAAUGAUUCUUUGCUUAAAACUGAUUAAUUAUAUUUUGUACAAAAAACAACGAAUAAGCCUCAUUUCAUGUAAUAAAAUACAAUACAAUGCAAUAAAAUAAACACUAAUAAGAAACUUUGGGAAAAAAUCUCGAAAGAUAAUAAUUUUGAUUUGGAAAAAUAUGAACUUCUUUUAAUAAUACAAAUUUUUUAAAUGUUUGCUUUGAUGUAGUUACAUAUCAUUUUAAGAUGAAGAAAAAUGAUGAGUUUCGUUCUUUUUGAAAAACAACAAUUGUUAUUACAUUAACUAGUAUGGUACAUGUACCUACAUGUAUUUAAAUAUUAUGGGAAUUAGGUUUUAUAUUAACACAUAUAUCCAGACUAUACUGACAUCCAAAAGAAAUUUUACAAGGCUUGAAAUUGUAUUAUAGAAAACCAACAAAUGGUAAUGGUAGGAUAUGAAAGUAUCAUGAAGUUCAACAUCUAAAGGUCACAAUGAUACAUGUAAGG